AGGCUGGGCAAUUGCUAACAUAGCAUUGCCAUCGCCUGCCAAUGAGACCCCAGCUGACCUCUGCUCUUGCCCAGCAGCUGCUUGGCCUGUCAGGGGCUGCUUCUUGGUCUGGUGGGUUGUUGUUUUUUUGCGGGGUGUGUGUGUGUGUGUGUGUGCGCGUAGAAGCAAGCAGCCCUGAGCCUGGGCUCUCAGUGGCCCCUCUGAAGAGCCUUUCCUGUGGCUGGCUGUAUAUGGUGGGAUCCGCCCUCCCUGAUGGUCUUAGAGGGAACAGUUACCAAUCUCUAUAUUCAAAGAAAGCUGCAGAAGCUCCCCGUAAAGAGAGGGACUUCCUGGCCAAGAGCAGCUGCUGCUGGAUCCCGUGCAAGCCAGGCUGAGUGGGUCCUGCUUUGUCUUUGGGGCUGACCGGCGGGACCAAGCGCAGCCUGGGGGUUGGGGCUGGUUGGGAGGGUCUCUUGGCCUCCGUAGAUGCAGGCUCCACUCAAACUCCUUCCCCACAUCCCUUUCCAUCCAAGCUGUUGGCCUCCAGAUGGGCAGGAGGGCCUUGGUUUACAACGGCCUUUGAGGCCAUCCAUGAUACAGUCAGGAAGUGCAAUGUCACACGUAUGUGCUGUGCUUAGUGGCAGGUGUUUCUGGCAAUCCCAGUUGCCCUUGUUAAGCAAAUCACUGCAGGUCAGUUGUUAAGAAAGAAUGGCAGGGAAGAAAUGCUUGAGGGCUCCAUAGGACAGAUCUCUUCCGAAAGCAGCAGAGCCUGGGAAGAACCCCCUCGAGAGGGGAGCUCUGUGAGCACUGGUCCCCCACAACUGCCCCAGCCCCCAUUUUCUAGUUAAUUCCUUCUUCCUGUUUCGGACUCCCAACAGAAAUCACCAAGUCAAUUUUUCCAAAGACUCAUCAUUUCCUGUCUGAAUCAUAUUUUUGAUCUGGAAAGAGAACUUUGAAAAGGAAUUGGCCAGAAGCCUUGGCAAGGAGCAAAGGGGCUUUUCUCCCAGAGGGCUCGCCCUCUCCCUGCUUCAUCCCUUCGGAGCCUCUGCUACAUCUCUUCCUCGAGCCUCUGCUGUGAUGGAAGGCCGGCAGACGCAGGCCUGCUGGGGGAGGGGAUCCCCACAUUCCCGCCCCGCACCCUUGGCGCUCCUGCAGGGGACUUCAGGGUGACCGCCUGGCACUCCGCCUGGCCCUCGGGCUGGGCCUCCUUUGUGGCUGGGCCGGAAGGCUGAAGCUGCCACCAGGCGAGCUUCCGCGGCCAUGAGCGGCAGAGACCCCGCGCUCCGGUUCCCCCAGCUCUGUCCAGUCCGGCGGGGGGGCAGAUUUGCCGAGCGAGAGAUUCCCCACCACUUUCCUGGAACUGGCAGCCCCGCCGCACUUACUCGGGAGGCACGUGAUCUGCCUGGGCCGGGCGACCUUCCUCCGCUUCAGUCACCCAGCUGAGGCCAAGUGGAUGAAAAGCCAAGUGGUGCCAGUGGAAGGGCAGAGCCCAGUGGCCCCAUGUGGGCUGGGAGCAGCAGACUGGCACAGCCCCAUCAACGGCAACUCCGGGAGGGCAUCGCUCUCCCUGGUCAGCUCCAUUGAGAGAGACCUGCAGGGCAUUAUGGAUUCCUUGGUGCUGCAGGAGGAAAGCGGUGAUGGAAGCCCUCCGUCCCCAACGUCUCUUGCGAAUGGCAGGGGGGGCUGCUCCCUUCUGUCCCCACCCCAGAGCCCCGGCAACACCUCCAUGGGGUCCACCUAUGGAAACGCCUUCUCUCCGCUCUCCUCCCCUGCCAGCAGCAGCAGCAGCUGCCGGAGCCCCUUAGCUAGCUGGCGGGAGAAGGUCCCCACCCUCCCCCCUGCGGUGCCUGUCCGAUCCUCCAGUUACUGCCAUGCUGCGUUCUUGCCCCACGGAGGGGCUUCCCCUGACCCUUUGAGCAGUUCCAGUGACUUCCUAAACUCUGCUUGCAGCUCAGGGAGCCCCCAGGCCGAGAGGCAGGUCUGGCGGGAUGGCCCCACAAGCCCCCUGUCAAGGCACAAGGCCCGGCCUCCUGCAGAGGGCCCCUGUCCCAGCCAACAUGGUGGCUCUCCACUGAAGGAAAACCGACUGGGUAGCCCUCGCCCACCAUCACCCGGGAACCCCUGCUCGGCCAGGGCUUUCCAGCUGCCUGGCAUGCUGCAAGGCAAGGCUGCAGCCCUCCGGGACCUGGGACCUGGGCCCUUCCCAGAAAUGCUGCCUGUCAGAGUUUCCCGACCAGCCCAGUUGGGGAAGUCAGGCUGCCAAGGGUCAGAGCUGCCAGGUGUCGCCUCUCAGUCCAGCCAGGUCAAGCGGCUCCCCGAGAGUCCUCAGCUCAGCCGGAGGCCCCUGGAGAGCAUGCGGGAACUACCCCCCCUCAGCCCAGUCCUGGGGCGCCGAGCAGUCUCCCCAGCCCCUGGAAGCAGCCGCUCCUCACUGGGCAAGCCUGGGGAGAAUCCAAGGGGGUGGCGGAGGGAGGCAUCUUCUGCUCCGCCCUUGUCCUCCUGCCUGAGGAGCCGUAGCCCUUCACCUCCCUCCCUCCCUGGAGAGCCCACCCAGAGCAAACCCCGCAGUGGACCUGGCCUCAGCUCUGCCUCCAGCUUGGGCUCCCUCAUCCUGCCCUCGGAUUCUUCCCAGCCAAGCCGCCAGAGGCCUGGGGGAUCCCAGCUGUUGGGCACCACGCACGAGCGCAAGCAGAGCACGUCCAAGCUGCUGGGCAUGCACGAGAGCGGCCUGCUGGAGUACCACCGAUGGCAGCGCCAGGAGCGUCUCCGGGAGCAAGAGAUGGAACGCUUGGAGCGCCAGCGCCUGGAGACAAUCCUCAACCUGUGUGCCGAAUACACCAGGGGGGAUGCUGAACUGGGCCAAGAGGGCGGCACCAAUGCUGCUGCUGCUGGGGUGCUCCCGUCGCCAGGGAACAGGCCCCCCCGGGAGCGAGGGGAGGAGGAGAACUUGCAGGAGGAGAGCAGCAGCACUGAGAGCGCUGGCCAGGAGCACGAAGUGCCACCGGCUCCAGAGCUGGCCCUUCUGGAAGCGGAGCACACCCGCCUGCUGGCCAGCACAGACCAGCUCAAGAGUCGCCUGAAGGGGCUGGAGCAGCAUCUGCGAGAGACCGCCUGGGAGGCGGAGAUGGAGCAGGCCCUCCUGCAGGGCGAGCGGGAAGCUGAGAGCCUGCAGCUGCAGCAGGAACAGCAGGCGGUGCAACUCCUGCAGGAGCAGCUCUCCAGCCUGGAUGCCAACGCUCGUCACGAGCGGGACAAGGCUCCUAUCCGGAGGAUGCUCCUUGGAGAACUUCCACCUGCUUUGUGCCUGGAGGCUGGGAAGUCCUUCCACGUGGAGCCCAAUUCUGAGGCUGGUUCCCAGGCUGAGCAGCCCAGGGGAACCAAAGCCCUGCAGCAGAUUCAGGAGAGGGAAAGGGUGGAUGCGGAAAGGAAGGCGCUUGAAAAACUGCGGGUGUUUUACUCUGAGCUCGAGAGCCAGCUUGAAAACUGCCCCGAAUCAAUGAGGGAGCAAGUGAAGGACCAGAUGCAAAGGGAAGCGGAGGCCCUGGAGAUGGAGACCAAGCUCUUUGAAGACCUGGAGUUCCAGCAGCUGGAGAAGGAGAGCCGCUUGGAGGAGGAGCAUGAGAUGCUGCACAGCGAGGCCCAGGGCCGCCACCGCCUGGCCCGCCGGAAGGAACGCUUGGCUGCCCUGGAGGGCCAGGCAAAGCAGCUGCGGCUGCAGGCUGCUCAGGAGGCCGACCGGCUGCACCAGGAGAGGAGGGCCACCUUGCAGCGGCUCCAGCAGGAGAAGGAAGCCCUCCUGGCGCUGGAGCAACGGUUGUGUGCACUCACUGGCAGCGCUGUCUUUCCCAAGGGUUCGAGUGGCCUCCGAGAGGGCUCUCCACCCCCAGUGGGCAGAAGAGGCAGCCCCCCCCGCAAGCUGACCGGCAGCCUUCUCAACCUAGGGAGGAAGCAUGAGGCGUCCCUGCACCACAAGGGGCAUCGGGCAAUUCAGGAGCAGUGGCAGCACCUGGCUGACCUGAAGCAGAAGGCGGCAGUGGAGUGUCAGGCCUUGCGAGGGAAGGCCCUCUUCUCCACCUUUGUGCCCCACUCUGUCCUCCACCAUCACCCCUUCCUGGGCCAAGGUCAACUGGCCGAUGACCCUGAGCCAGCCUACGACACUCUCAGCCUGGAGAGCUCAGACAGUUUGGAGACCAACCUCUCUCUCAGCGGGAACUCAGCCUGCUCCCCGGACAAUGCCUCCAGUGCCAGUGGGGCAGAUGCCAGGAAGAUCGAAGAGAUGGAGAAGCUGCUGAAAGAGGCCCAGGCUGAGAGGUCCCACCUGAUGGAGUCACGAGAGCAAGAGAUGGAGCUGCGUCACCAGGCCUUGGAGGACGAGCGGCGGAGGCGGGAACAGCUGGAGCGGCAGCUGCAGGAUGAGACGGCACAGCGGCAACAGCUGAUUGAGAGAGAGGUCAAGAUGCGGGAGAAGCAGCUGGCUCAGGCUCGCCCCCUGACCCGUUACUUGCCCAUCCGCAAAGAGGACUUUGACCUGCGCUUGCACAUUGAAUCCUCCGGCCACAGCGUGGACACCUGCAGCCACAUCAUCCUGUCGGAGAAGCUGUGCAAAGGCUACCUGGUCAAGAUGGGAGGCAAAAUCCGGUCCUGGAAGAAGCGCUGGUUUGUCUUUGACCGCCUGCGGCACACCCUCUCCUACUAUGUGGACAAGCACGAGGCAAAGCUGAAAGGCCUCAUCUAUUUCCAGGCCAUUCAGGAGGUUUACUAUGAUCACCUCCAAUGCGCAGCCAAGAAAAGGUUCUUCCCUCCCAGCCUGUCUAUGAGCCCCAACCCCACCCUAACCUUCUGCAUCAAGACCCAUGACCGGCUCUACUACAUGGUGGCCCCCUCAGCAGAAGCCCUGCGCAUUUGGAUGGAUGUCAUUGUCACAGGGGCUGAAGGCUACACCCAGUUCCUGAGCUGAGGCAGCAGAGCCAUGAACAGCCCCAGAUGGCUGUCCCUCAAGAGCUUCCCAUGGACAGCCUCUGACCGCAGACAUAGACCCUUCUGCCAUGGAUCCCUGGGAUGGGUACGCGAGUGGCGAAAGCAAGGCGCUUGCCAGCAGCCUCCCUUGCUCGCCACCGAACUCUAGGAGGAUUUCCACCUCCCCCCCCCAGCUUCAGAGGAGUGGGAGGCAUGGAACCAGCACCAUCAGGCUUUGCAGUGCAGGGCUGGCUCCCCGCUGGCCCAAGGCCUGUGCAGACAAGGCCCAGAGCUCAUCUUGGAUCUCUUGCCUCCAGGGCUAGUUGCCUCUCUUUUUUCAAAAUGGAGAAGCCACUGGGAAUAGGUCCCCCUUGCAGCUGGGGGAUGCUGAAAUUGUUGGCUAGAGACUUUGCAGCCAAGAGACAGGAAAGCAGCAUAAAGCCUUUUGCAUACUUUCA
Molecule: messenger RNA, 5393 nt
Organism: Ahaetulla prasina
Lineage: Eukaryota; Metazoa; Chordata; Lepidosauria; Squamata; Colubridae
Gene: PHLDB1
Product: pleckstrin homology like domain family B member 1
Exons: 19
Coding region: 1433-4936 (1167 amino acids)
Biological process (GO): regulation of microtubule cytoskeleton organization
Cellular component (GO): basal cortex
Molecular function (GO): protein binding
Source: RefSeq, a predicted model, not a curated record